Molecule: messenger RNA, 525 nt
Organism: Bathycoccus prasinos
Lineage: Eukaryota; Viridiplantae; Chlorophyta; Mamiellophyceae; Mamiellales; Bathycoccaceae
Product: thioredoxin
Exons: 1
Coding region: 1-525 (174 amino acids)
Cellular component (GO): cytoplasm
Molecular function (GO): oxidoreductase activity, acting on a sulfur group of donors, disulfide as acceptor; protein-disulfide reductase activity
Source: RefSeq, a predicted model, not a curated record
AUGGCCACGACGAUCAGCAACAGCAGCGCGGCGAUGACGACGACGACGAUGAAAAAAAAUCAUCAUCGCACGUCUUAUCGAUUUGGAGGAAGAUCUUCUGUUUCCAAUGCGAACAACGGGUUGAGAGCAGCAGCGGCGAACAAAAGAACGAACAGAGUAAAUAUCAUAACGAGAGCAUCCGGAGCAGAAGAUAUCAUCAUCGUCGACGACGCGUCGUUCGAGAAAGAAGUGUUGCAAUCGGAGACUCCGGUCUUAAUCGAUUUCUGGGCCACGUGGUGUGGGCCGUGCAAGUUAAUCAGCAAAGUGGUGGAGAAAGCGGCGCCGGAGUUUAAAGGGAAUUUGAAGAUUGUGAAAAUAGAAACGGAUCCAAACCCAAUUUUAGUGGAGAAGUACGAGGUGUACGGGUUGCCGACGUUGAUGGUGUUUAAAGAUGGUCAGCCGGUGAAAGGGAGUAAACGAGAAGGCGCCAUCAACCUCGCCAAGUUGAAAGACUAUUUGCAGUCGCACGGCAUCUCGCCGGCGUAA